UUUUUUUUAUCCCAAUUGAGAAAUGCUUCCCGCAUACACUCAAAGAAUUUAAUACGGAAGUUAUGGUAGACUGUGCUUUAUGAUAACCAGCAGUGUGAAGCGGCAAUUCUGUGUAUGUGCAAGUUAUGAAUGAAUCUUGAAGGUUUAAUCCAGUUAAUCCCCUUACUUUACUUACAUACAAUACUUGAUUGAUUACUGUACCUUCUAGUCUUUUUUUUUUCUAAUGAGAAUGUCUGGUUCUAAUAGUAAGGACAAGAUUAACGAAAUGCGCAAGAUACGAGAGGAGCAAGACGCUGCGUACGAAGCUUCCCUAGCGGCGGAUAGAGAGCGCUCCUUGCGCGACAAAAGAACCAAAGACCAUCAACAGCGAAUCUCGGAGAGACUGGCAGCAAUUAAAAAGCAAAAACUUGAGUUUUUAUCGUUUCUCAAGCAAGAACCGAGUCGGGGUACUCCUGGGGUACUGACAAUUAAUGCCAUUCUGCCUAAUGGGAAAAGAAUUCAACGAAGGUUCCAUCAGGAUGAGCCAUUGACAGCGCUAUUCUACUUCGUAUUUUGCGACGCGGAUUCGCCGCCGGAAUUCGACGUGGUGACGAGCUAUCCGAAAAGAGUCGUCCCGUGUCGCCCUGCCGACACCUUGCGGAGAAUCCGAGGUGACGACGAGGAAGUGUCGACGUCGCCGGAGAACCACGUCAAGGGCCUCGACAAGGGCCUGACGUUCGCGCAAUUCGGGAUCACGCUCAACGAAGUUGUUCUCGUUAUCGAAGCCUAA
This is a messenger RNA of Notodromas monacha, 769 nucleotides long. NCBI's taxonomy places the organism in Eukaryota, Metazoa, Arthropoda, Ostracoda, Podocopida, Cyprididae. The record is from the annotation of a GenBank genome assembly.